AUGCGCGCUAUCGUCGUAGAUGUUCGCGUUCUAAAACCAGUGCAAUUUGUAGAAAUCUCUUCCGUGUAUCAUAGUGGUAUUGGAAGUGAGCAGUUUGCGAUUGCGCCGGCGCCGUGGAAUGGGCAGAAAAAGGCACAGGAAAGCUCGGGUGGGAGUGAGGGACGUGCGGUUGGAGGGGAGCGCGCGCCGCCGGCCACCGAACAAGACUAG
Molecule: messenger RNA, 210 nt
Organism: Parnassius mnemosyne (clouded apollo)
Lineage: Eukaryota; Metazoa; Arthropoda; Insecta; Lepidoptera; Papilionidae
Source: the annotation of a GenBank genome assembly